UUUUCGCUUUUCGCUUUUCUCGGUUCCCUUCCCCCAAAAAGGACUCGAGACAACGAGGUAGGCACAAAGAAACUGAAAGACCCUGCGCAGAGAGCGAGAGCGAGAGCGAGAUAGGGUAGAGAAAUGAGCGCGGAUUCAUAAGAAACUGAAAGGUCCUACGGAGAGCGAGUGAGAGAGAGAAUGGGAAGGGAAAUGAGGGUGGAUUCAGUAGAUCCUGAGGAAAGGCCAGGCAUCUUAUUGGUUGGGGCCCCAAAUGUUGGAAAGCGCACAAUUCUCUCAAGGAUGCUUUCAACAGAUUUUGUCUCUGAUUCGUCAUAUGAGCCUUCUUGCUAUGGGUGGACCAUCGAUACAAAGUAUUACGCAGCUGAUGUUUCUAUAUGGAUGUCACAUCUUGAAACUGGAACGAUUAUGGAUACUUCCCCAAUUGCCAAUCACUUAGCAGCACUGGUGAUGGUCUUCGACAUGAACAAUAUGUCAUCAUUUGGGGUUCUCCGAGAAUGGGUUUCUUCUGGUGUGGACAUCGAAAAUUUUGAUAUAUUAUUGUGCAUUGGGAACAAAGCAGAUCUUUUGCCCGGUCACUUUGCACAUGCAGAGUAUCGAAGGCGAUUACAGAAGCUUGGGGAAUCCUCCAGCGAUCCACACCCUGAAUUCAUGGACUACGGAAUCCGUGAGACUGAUGGAAGCAGCUUGUUGGGGGAAGAAGAAGAUGAACAAUCCUCAGAGAUCAAGAAAUCAUGCUUGGAAUGGUGUGGAAAACAUGGUAUCGAAUACGUUGAAGCGUGUGCAGCCAAUGCUGACUUUGAUAGAUGUUUGUCAAUAGAUGGUGAUCUACAAGGCAUUGAACGACUCCUAGGAGCUCUUUCUGCCCACAUGUGGCCUGGAAUGAUCAUGAAAUCUAUGAAAAACAAACUGGACAUGCAUCCUCCUAUUGACAGAGAUGCAGAUUUCUCAGAUGACUCAGAGUUCGAGAUUGAAUAUGAACGGCUAUCCAAUGGCUCUGCAGAACCAUGGGAUCACAUGGAAAACUCAUCAGCUUCCUUUAACACCCCAACUGAAUUGUCGGUCUCAAGAGAACUAAUAAACGAAGUUGGUAGUGAGUUACAAGUCCGCUCCUUAACCGAUGAGGCUAAGGUUGAGUCCUUGACUGCAACAGGAGGCCUAAUUUCUAAACAAGAAGAACCAGCUAAUAGGGAGGCUGAAAACUCUAGUUCUAAACAAGAAGAGACAAUUAUUAAGGAGGCUGAAGACUCUAAUUUUAAUCAAGAAGAGCCAGGAAUUAUGGUGACUGAUGAUCCUCUGUCUAAACAAGAAGACUCGGUUAUGAGAGAGACUGAAGAUCCUCAUUAUAGACAAGAACCUGUUAUUAGGGAGGUUGAAAAUGGUAAUUCAGAGGAAAUCAUAGAGGGUGGUAGGGAUGAGAAUUUGGAGCAAUUGAUGUGUGAGAUUAGUCAUAUGCGUGAGAAUUUGAGGUUGAUGCCUGAUUUUCAGCGGAGGGAGAUGGCUGCAAAGCUGGCCAUGAAAAUGGCUGCAAUGUUUGAUGAUGGAGAUGAGGAUGACUCUGACUGAUGCCAGUGGCGGGAUAGAUACUGAGAAGUGGUAAUUAGAUAGGCGAAGUAUAAUUUGAGGCCUGUCCAUUUGAGAAAAGGAUUCCAAGGUAUUUGAACCUUUGGGUUAAACCAGAUGCCUCCCUCUUCUGCCAUGCCCCCCCCAACGUCCCCCUCUAUUUCUCUCUCUCUCUCUCUUACGCACAGGUUACUGACAAGUCUGGGAGGUUGUGUUCAACUUUCUUAGUGUCCUUUUAUUAAGAAUUUCAUGAGUGAAGUACAUUUUCUAUGCCAUCUGUUGUAGAUUUUCUUGGAGGGCAGAUGUUGCCAAUUAUCUUGUGAAGUACAGCAUGUUUGGAGGCC
Amborella trichopoda is the source of this 1907-nucleotide messenger RNA. RefSeq names its product GTP binding protein. Gene Ontology annotation, molecular function: GTPase activity; GTP binding. The record is from RefSeq and is a predicted model, not a curated record. Lineage: Eukaryota; Viridiplantae; Streptophyta; Magnoliopsida; Amborellales; Amborellaceae.